UGACUCGUUAUGACAUAACCACCGCCCCUUGGCAAAGUUGGUCAUAAUAGACUAAUAAUAAUGAUGGUGAUGAUGCAUAGAUGUAAACUACCAUGUAGGCCGCUUGUUAUCCUACAGCCAUACAGCCAGUAUAAAUCUUUAAAAACGCUUCUGAACGGUUCGACUUUUCCAGUUCAGCUCCCAAGUGCAUUUUCUGUAGUUUGUCUCCGCAGCGCAUCUUCGGUGUGGUCACUUUCGGUAAACAGCGCUUUCCGGGGUUUGAGCGCACUACCUCUGCCGAAAAACACGUCAACCACUGCAGCAGCAGCAGCAGUACCGCACUGUGUAGACAGCAGCAGGCCUACGAGGAGCCACGGGAGGGGGGGGGGGCUUGUCAGUUACAGCCUGCUCAUUCUUAAUUAUCUCCAUGGCCGAUGAUGAGACCCGGCAGAAGGCGGACCUGCUCAAACUGCGCCAAUUAUCUGCAUAGGACGGAUGCGCGGCCGUGUGUCCAGGCUUCAGAGCAAUAUGUUCCGUUGAAGGCAAAGACAGCUGAUUAAAACACAGUCGCUUAGUAGCUGGUUGUCGGUAGUUAAAAGGACGCUUGUUGUCUGCGCUUUACGUAAUCGUUUUUGCGUAAUUUGCACCGGGUAUUGGAUGCCGCGUGGACCAAGAUUAUUUUGGCGAGGAUAUCUCUAGUGCUUUCCCUCCCUCCCUGCAUCCGCGGUUAUCUUCAACAGCAGACACAGACUCAUUCAGACAGGAACUAUCUGUAUGUCUAUUAACAUUGUAAACAGACGAGGAGCUGUUUUUGUUUAAUGAGAUCCAGUAUCGCUGCAUCCAAGCUGAAGCCCUCACUCAGCAAUGCCUGGGAAUCCUCCAGCUGCUCUCCCAUGCUGUUCUCUGAGAAUGGGAUCAUAGUAAACCUCUCUGGGAUUUAGAUCAACUGCUAGCAUGUUGCAGCCAUCCCCCAGAACAGGUGAAAGCCUGUUGGAAAUAUUACCUCACUGGAGUAAGCAUGUGAGAUGGGCCCUCACCCUCUGCAUGGCUCUCCUCUGGCUUCCAGGAGCAGCAGGAUCGACCCUGAACUGCCACAAGACAUGCAUCUGCGCCUCAAACAUAGUGAGUUGCUCCAAAAUGAAUCUGACCAUCGUCCCAACAGGUCUACCACUUUACACAGCUGUGCUGGAUCUCAGCUAUAAUGACAUAACGCAUCUGAAGGCUGAGUGGACCCCAGUCAAGCUCCUGAAGCUCCAUAACCUCCUCCUCAGCCAUAAUCAUCUUUACUUCCUAUCUACAGAGGCGUUCAUAUAUGUGAAGCACCUGCGCUACCUGGACCUGUCCUCCAACAACUUGCAGAGGCUGGAUGAGUUCAUUUUUGAGCCUUUGGUCAACCUGGAGGUCCUCCUGCUUUACAAUAACAAAAUUACCCAGAUUGACCGCUCAGCCUUUGUGGGCAUGAGCAACCUUCAGAAGCUCUACCUGAGCCAGAACCAAAUCUCACGCUUCCCUGUGGAGCUGGUCAAGGAAAAGUCGCGUUUGGAGAAACUUAGUCUCCUGGAUGUGUCGUCCAACAAGAUAAAGAUAUUACCCAUUGAUGAGCUCCAGGUGCUGCCAGCCUGGAUUAAAAAUGGCCUCUAUUUCCACAAUAACCCUCUGCUGUGUCACUGUGAUCUCUACACACUCCUAGCCCACUGGUACAUUCGAAAGCUCAACUCAGCUGUGGACUUCAAAGACGACUAUACAUGUAUUCUGCCUGGUCCACAAAAAACUCAAGUAGGUGUUUUUGAUCUCAGCGGUGACAAUAUGAACUGCAGCACCUUCAAGGAGGCAGAUCAAGAGGCUUUUCUGGAGCAAACUCUGAUCUUAGGCUGUGAUACCAAACACAGGGACAUGCUAAAGACCUGGAUGAUGCCUGGUAAUGUGGUGGUGACACCUGGAAGCAACCAGACAGCCAAAGUCCUGCCAGACGGAAGUCUGCAAAUUAGUCCAGUGAGGUCUGAGGACUCUGGCACCUACACGUGCUUUGCGAUAAGCGAGGUCUUCAAUGAGACCAUCUAUGUGGUACUGAAAGUUCACAACUUCACCAUGCAUGGGGGUGGGGAGACCCUGAACACAGCAUACACCACAUUGGUGGGCUGUCUGGCCAGUGUCGUGCUGGUUCUCAUGUAUCUUUACCUGACGCCGUGUCGCUGCUUCUGCUGCCCCAAUAAGGGUAAGGCUCGGGGCGAGGACAGCAUUCACUCAUCCAUGCUCAGUGUGACUCCUACCCAUGCGGACCAAGCACUCAAGGCAGAGAUGAACAGGCACGUGGCGUUCAUAGACUCCAAGGACUUGCAGGGCCAGAAUGGCAAGCUGAACCCUAAUGGGGACGAGGAUGAUGAUGAUCUGGAUGCAGAGGCUGGUUCUCUUAUGAAAGGGAAGAGGAAGAAGUCAGUAGCAGAGUCCAUCAGUUCCGUCUUCUCAGACACUCCAAUGGUUGUCUGAGAUGAGGCUGGCAAAGACGAUGGAUGCCACAUGACUUGAUGUAUACGGUACAAUGUGAGCCAUGUUUUAGUUCAUGUAAACUGUGACUGUGACCUUGUGGGAGGAAAUGAAGGAAGGAUGGUCAUCUGUAGUUGCUGACAAAUAGAGAUAAGGAUCUCAAAGGGAGUAAAAACCAAACUGUCUUGUUGUCAUCACGGACAAUGAGCAGGACUUUCCCAGCAUUUUAAUCUGUAGCACUUAAUAUUCAUACUGUGAAGGAAUGGCAGUGUGCAUGAACAGCGAAAACUACUUAAGUCUUAUGAGGAGAAAAGGUAAAUGAUAUAUUGUUAUCAGCACUCAGGAAGUGAUCCAUUUAAGUGCUAUUGUGUGUGGAAUGCAAAGGAUACAAUGCACAGGCUGAAAUUAGAUAUGUAAAAACCCUAUUGAAACCAUGGGUGGUUCAUAAUUAUAUUUAUUACAAGGACUGGAAUAUAUUGCAUCUUCCAUAAACAGUAGAUCCAUUUACUCCUGUUUUUAUCAACACAGGGCCAGAGACUUAGAUAGAGAGACUUAGACAGACUGCCAUCACUAUACUAUCAAUACAUCUCUCAUUAGCCCUUGAGUCAUCUAUAGAGAAACAGCCUGCCAUACACCCACAUUAUAUGAGGUCCCAGACUGAUCUGUAUGGUCCACAGUAAAUGUAGAUUCAUCAGACAUGUGGUCAUUUAUAUUAUGACAAUGCACAAACAUUAUAUUAAGAGGCCAUUGCAGGUCAUUUCCAUUCUACUUCAUAGCUGAUACUUAGUUGCACUCACAUGUAGUUCAUCAGACUGAUACCGUUACUCUUAUUCAUAGACAUAUGUGUAGCAAUAUAGAUGAGAUGAGAGCUAUAUUCCUUUAUUCCUUUGCUAUAACAAGGGAUCAAUUUACAUAGAGGCACUAAAUAGUUGAACAGCUCAUGAAAGUUUUUUGUUUAUGAAUGAAUUAAAGUUAUAAAGCUAUCGUAGUAUAACCCAAAAGAUACUUGUAAAGCCUUACUUAAUUAAAAAUAUGGAUGGAGCAACUCCAGCAGAAACACAUGUAUUUUGUCUUGACUGAUUACCAACAUCUCAGUUCUGGAACCACGAUCCUUACAAGGACAAACACACUGUUGUCCACUGAGGUGCUACUUAGUGCAGAGUUUGACUCCUACUCUGGGCUUAUAGCAUGUUUGAUUUCUCAAUCACACUAGCAGGAUGUUGAACACCAAGCUAAUGGUAAAAGAUGCCAGAUUAAAAUAGUUUGAUCAAGAAAACAUAUUCUUCGUCUUCUUGGUGUAUUCAUACAUCAUAAAUUAUAUCAUAGACAUUAUAAGUAUUUGGUUUUGCCUUUUGCUCAGAUGGACUAUUAGCAGCAUCAUGCUAACAUAAUAUGUAGCCAUGUUAGCCCUGCUGUAGGUAGAAAAAGCUGUAUGUUGUAAUAGCAGGUAAAAAUUUGAGUCUGCCACAUAAUUAAAUCUGCAGGAUUCCUUACAGAAGAUAGAAAUUAUGAAUAACACUGAUAAAGUUUUACACUGUUUGUCAAUAGAGAGCUGAUUUCAGAAUUAGCAUCUAUUGAUAAAAAACCUCUUGUAAGCUCAGAAGAUAAGAUAAUUAUGAUUGGACCGGUUAUAAAUGAAAUUUAUUGCACAAGACACCUCAUAGGCUGUGCGCAUUUCAUUAGCAAUUAAAGCAGGAGAUUGUGUCUUGCCCCAAACAAGAAAGAGUGGUUUCACUAAACUGCGCAGUGUUUGUGUCCCAGCACAACAAAAUCAGCCUGUCAUGAAUGCUAAUUGCAUCUUUUGAUGGGAUUCAGCUUCCCUGUGCUUUCCAUGUCUUUGUUUUUCUGAGCAGGAGCGGAUAGGUGUGUUAUCAUGAGCCCAGCAACACAAAGCCAUUCUCUCUGGCUCCCUACACUGACAGCCCAGAUGUGUUUGCUUUGUUUGUGUACCUCUGUCAUUACGAGGCUGCCCUUACUUAAAUUCAAAAGCAAUCAUUCAACUGUACAAUGAAUGGGAUGCCCUUUAAGUAGUCUGUUUAUCAGUGAAACACCUGGAACUUUCAUUAAAAAUUGGCUCUCCUCUUGAGUCAUAUGGUUGGAAAUUAUAACAGUAAAAUUUUCAAAGUGUAGUCCUUUUAAGUUUUCCACUUUGACCAGUACCAGAGCAGAUAUGACAGUGGACAGUUAUGUAAAUCACUUUUGCAGUUAAAUGUCUGCAGCUAUAACUCUCAAGUGUUAAGAUGUACACAUUUCUGGGUGCAAUAGGUUUUUACGCAAAAUUGAUGUUAUAUUCACAGUUGCACCACAGCAUCUCUUAUGUGGGUGAGAAAAGGAAGUCACACUCAUUGGAGAGGUGGUGUGUGAAUCAUUCCUCACACAUAGGAAUACCAGGUGGAGAAAUGGAGAGCAGCAAAAAUACCACAAGAUGCACUUAAAUAAAGUCCACUUUUAGCACUACUGCAUUCUGGCUGUAGUUUGCCCCAUUUUUAGUGACCACAGAUUUUAAAUAUAUGUGCUGUUCACUGCUUUCUCAUCAUGGGAUCAAUCUAUAACUCCUUGGAUUUCAAGUCCCAGCCACUCAGGGCAACAUGAAAAGGUACUGAAUGGCAGGAUCUGAAAGGACUGAAGAAUAGCACACUUUGAACUGACAAACAGAAAGGAAUAGCAUAUGUGUUUGCCCUGAAGUAACCCAGUGUCAAUGAAGUUAAAUCUGCCUUGGUUAAUUUGUGGUCUUCUCCUCUGGGUUGUCACUCAAAAUACAAGAUGCAGUUCUGUACAGAGAAAAACUAAGUGCUAUUGCAAAGGUCCUGAUUAGAGGAGAAGAGUGACUUUGUUCUCUCUAAAGCAAAUCUGCCUUCCUAUAGCUAUCUAUAUAUACUAUAUAUAUAUAUAUGUAUUAAGACUCACUUUUCUGUGUUCAGUAUUGAUUAGUAGUGUACUGCUAUGUUCUACCAGUGUACUGACUGUAUUAAUGUAUAAUCUGAUGUUGUUGAUCAUUUUGCAUUUCGUCUGCCGCUUGUGCUACUGUUAAUUGUUUCGACAUUCAAGUCUUGACAUAAAUGUUUAUUUUUUAAUUGGGGUGGGGUUUAGUUUUUUAUUGAAAUGGGAUGUAUUUUACACUUGGCUCUACUAAAGAAUAUUGGUUAAACAAACAAACAAACAAAAAAAUUGACCAUGUAUCAAAUACUGAAUAACAGGAGUGCAAGUUUUGAAAGCAAUGAACUUGAUACAUCCUAAUGGGCAGUGAGAAUGUAGCCGCCAGUUACUUUCAGUCAGUAUUUGACUUUGUUCAUGAAGCCAUAAGGAAUUCAAGCAGAACGGACAGUGCUUUAUCAGACUGGUGGAUAUGUCAGGUGAUGUAGGGUGUUGUAGGUAAGCAGGUGAAUUCUCGUAACAUAUACGUAAAGACUCUACAAGAAAAGUCAAAGAAUAUUUUUAUGAAAGCCAGGGAUGUUGGAAACAUUGAGAUGUCUCUCCACCUGCAGCAGUUCAUUUGUGAGUCACAGUGGGUUUUGAAAGGAUUUGAUGUCAGAAGGUAAAUAAAUCUUCUCAGGACUAUGCCAGUUUUAAGUUUCCAAUGCCAUGAGUAAACAUAUUGAGAUUAAAUCUUUGGACUGAGAUCUGUGCAGUUCACGGGUCAUUUGCUAUUUGCAGUAAUGGCACAUUAACUGUUCUCUUAAUGAUCAGUUCUCACAGAUUAGCGAAGGGAGUGCUCUUUCACUGCCCGACACACAUCUGUCUUCAUUCAUCUGACCAUGUAGUAGCAAUCAAGGAAAACGUCUUUGAGGUGGAGGGGCUAAAAGCUUUUUUGCUUUAACAAUUUGCUACUACAAGAAUGGAACUUUUAACAGCAUUACAAGAACAGAGUUUAUUGACCACGGCUUCAGGAAUUACGGUAGCUGCUUGGUCACUGCCAUGAAGUCUGACAGACCUCACAGCUAAAGUGGAUUGGCUUUGCAUGGUACGCUUCAGAGCUUCUCUGACUGCAAGAUAGAUGCAACCUAGUAAGCAUUAAAGAUAAACAAUACUGAUAUAUCAUUUGACUUAAUAAAUG
This is a messenger RNA of Scatophagus argus, 6517 nucleotides long. RefSeq names its product adhesion molecule with Ig-like domain 1 (gene amigo1). The record is from RefSeq and is a predicted model, not a curated record. Gene Ontology annotation, biological process: brain development. The transcript has 2 exons. Gene Ontology annotation, molecular function: protein binding. NCBI's taxonomy places the organism in Eukaryota, Metazoa, Chordata, Actinopteri, Scatophagidae. The coding region runs from base 934 to 2466 and encodes 510 amino acids.